AUCCUGCGUUGAGUGGACAGGGUUACUCGAAGUCACAGAGUUCCCCGUCCAGCCUCUUAGGGUUUCAGAACGGCAAGCAAAUGUGGAGUGGAAGUCUUGACAGUCAAAAUAGAGGUCCUGGUGGAGUUUCCGUUUCCCUUCGACAAACAGAGAAUAAUUUUGGGAAAGGUUUCACAGUCAUCAGACCUCCUUCUUUGAAUCCUGGAGAAGGCAACGUGCAUUCAGGGGCUAUCCCACCUUGGAUUAGGCACGACACCGGUCAAAAGAGCCAAUUGCCAGCCAGUGUUAGCCAUCACUUAGGCUCUUCACUGCCUCUUUCUAGGACCCAGGAAAGAAAGUUAGCAAAGCUUAGGAACCCGAAUCGAGUGGGAGCAGCAUGGGCCGAACAACGUAGGGCUGAAAUGGAGAGAGAGCAUGCUGGGGAAGUAGUUGAGAAAAGUGUUCCAGGUAGCGCCACGUGGUUACCCAAUUUUGGUCGUGUUUGGCAAAGUGGGUCACGUCGGGAAACAAGGAAGGAGUUCGAAUCGGAGAAACGCUCAGAACGGAAGAAGAGGUCUAGAGGAGAAAGCAGAAGGACAAUACUCGAUAAUACAAAACUUCGCCCUUACGUCAGCAAGCGACAGCGGACGAUGGAGGAAAGCUGAUGGAAAGGGACCUUGUUUAGACGCUUGUACUCUUGCCAACUACGGGAGUUCAGUGCUUCACGACGUGAGUCCUAUGACUUCUUCCAUGACUUUGUGCAAGGAUUUUUCAUUCUCUUGUUGUCAGGUAUCUAUCUGUGGUCCUAGCCUCAAAUAUGGGCUUUUGUAGUUACCGUGACUUGGUUAGAACUGUCCUAAGUUCUAGGUUUAGUUCAUCUACUUAAAUGUGUUCAUCAUAUGAAGCAUCCCGCUUGGUAUGAAGGCUUCUUGAUGCAAGCUGGGAAAGAGGGAGCGAAACUCAUUUCAGUUGCCUUUUUCCCCGAGCUCUUAGUUGCUAUUGAAUCGUUUUAAAGUUAUGGGGAAGGUGUAUACUCUUUCAGGUGAAGAAAAGGAAAUUGUGGAACCGGAACUAUGCUUACCGUUGACUGCGACAAAAUUUUGAUUCCACGGUUUACAUAUUUCAGUCAUUUUCCCACAUCAUCUCCUGUAUUGAACCAAUCUCAGUGUGCACAGUGUCAGUAGUCGCUCAAGUGAAAAGUCAAGGAGGUCAAUUCUGAGUGCUAUGCAUAUCAAGACCGACCACUUUCUCAGAUAAAAUAGACUGGUAGCACGCAGUCACUGCACUAUAUAAAGUAUAUCAAGUACUUAGCUGCGCCGUGCUAUGAGGAUGCUGUACUUGUGUUGGAAGUAUGCAGUUUGUCAGUUGGAGCGCGUAUCGUUGUAGCUGCUCGGAGCCUGUUUUUCGACAUGUAAAUCUCUUUGAAGGCAUGAAAUCAGCGGGGUUCUAAAUUGGGUGGUCAAAUGGAUCCCAUAGUUGAAGGCUUCUUUUCUGGCAUGACCUCUGGGAUAGAUUUGUGGUAACUGGACCCUUCUAAUCCAGCAUGCGUUCAUGAACGUCCGGAUUUCACGAUACAAUCAAGGCAGAUAAUGUCGUUGCCGCUGGAACACAAACAAUGGUAGUUAGAGCCCCGUGGGUGUCAAAUUGUAUAAUAAAGUUUCCCACAUGUGAGAGCGAAUCUUUACCAAUCGGGUUUAAAACAGGAUUCAUAAAUUCUGGCGAACGCCAAGUUUGCGAGAAUUAACAUAAUUCUGGUAC
Molecule: messenger RNA, 1737 nt
Organism: Marchantia polymorpha subsp. ruderalis
Lineage: Eukaryota; Viridiplantae; Streptophyta; Marchantiopsida; Marchantiales; Marchantiaceae
Source: the annotation of a GenBank genome assembly